UGGAGACCUUCGAUGCUAUUUGAAUGAUCACUUUUCAAAAUUAGAUUGGCCAACUAAAAUUAGAAUGGCAAAAGAAAUUUCUAGUGGGAUUGAUUGUUUGCACAGUGCAAAUAUUGUUCACAGUGAUCUUCAUGAUAAAAACAUAUUAGUAAACGAUGGUAGAAUGAUUAUUACAGACUUUGGUUUAUCUAAGUUAUUAGAUAACAGCACAAAAUCCAUAACAGGAGGAACAUGUGCCUAUUCUGAUCCACAAUAUCUUCAAAGUCCGUUCAUGUAUAGGCGAAACAAGCCUUCAGAUAUUUAUAGUCUAGGCGUUCUUUUUUGGGAACUUUCAAGUGGUAUACCUCCUUUUAAAGCCUUGAAAGAUUUAAUGGAAGUAACACUUCAUGUAAUCAAAGGUAAUCGAGAAACUCCAACUGAAGGAACCCCUAUUGACUUCAAAAAUCUUUAUUGCGCUGCUUGGAGUGUUGAACCAGAUAGUCGUCCUGACAUUAAAGAAAUUUGCAAUAAGUUAGAUCAUAUGCGAUUGGAACCAGUUUAUCAGAAUAUUAAUAUGAAUACUUUGAACUAUAAAUACAAAGAUACAAAUGUCGAUCCGACACCAUCCUUAAGUGCUGUUCCAUUCUCAAAAUUUACGAAAAUAAACGACAUAAUAAAUAUUACAGAAGAAAUAACACCAAUAUAUCAGUCAGCCGAACAUAAUAAACGUAUUAGUAAAUCAUUAUCUGAAAGGAUUGUAGCAAUUGAAACAUCACUUCGAUUAUUAAAAGCAUAUAAAGAUGAACACAGAGAAUUUUUUAACAAGCAAAAUUUUGUAUCCAUACAAAAACUUUCAGAUAUUAUUCAAAAGAUGAAAACAUUCAUUAGCGAAAUAACACAGUUAAAAGGACUGCGAAAAUAUUGUCAAACCAAAUCUAUUCAAACUAUAUUUUAUGAAUUAACGACAGAAUUUGAUAGGUGCAUUAAUACGUUAAAUUUUAUUAAUACUGAUAACAUAAAAAGUCGUACAGAGCAUGAAAAAGAGAUCAUAGAUAAUGAUCUUGAAGAACUUAAUCAGUAUCUUUUCAAAAUAGGUGGUGGCAUUACUGAUGAGAAUUAUAACAUAAGUGAGACUAUCAAUGAAAUAAAUUUGGUCAAAAAAUUUAUUUGGGAUUCAAGAUCUAAUCGAGAAAAUCGAGAGCAAAUUAUGGAAAUUAUUGAGGAUCAAAAUAAGCUGCUUGAACUUGCUGAUUUUAUAGAAACAGAUGAAAUACGUGGAAAAAAAGUUAGAAAGUACAUUCGCCUAGUUGAUAACAAAGCUGUCGCUUUUAAAUUCGUAUCUGAUGAAUCAGAUACUAUAAAUGUUCAAAAUGAGAUUCGAAAGCAUGUUGCUAUUCUAAUGAAGCUUAAGGAUUGCCAUCAGAUAAUUCAAUUUCAUGGCCUUAUUUCUGACGACGAAGACGAAAAGCUUUAUUUAGUGACUGAGUGGGCUGAACGUGGCAAUUUACGAGAAUUUUAUAUGAAUUACCGUUACGGUGGCCCUAUUGACGUUAGAAAAAAAUUAAGUAUUGCAGUUGAUAUUGCUCGAGGAUUGAACUUUUUGUUGGCUGUAGAGAUAAAUAUUCAGAUACUUCACCAAGACAUCAGGCCGGAAAACAUUUUGAUAACUGCAAACAAAACUGCAAAAAUUGCCAACUUUCUAUUUCGUAGAUACGUUAGAACUGUUCGCUACGCUGCCCCUGAAAUGUUAUAUGGAUAUAAUAAUAAAUAUAAUACUAAAUGUGAAGUCUACAGUUUCGGUAUUCUUUUAUGGGAGUUAGCAGAACAAAGAAUUCCAUAUGAAGACCUCGAUGAUAUUAUGGCAAUUAAAGAUCGUGUAUAUAAGGAAAAAUAUCGUGAACCAUUCACAAAUUAUUCUGGGUUACCAAAAGAAUAUAAGGAUAUCUCUAGAAAAGCUGUUGGUGCUGAUCCAGAAUUUAGACCAACUUUAACAGAAAUGUUUAAAACUCUCCAAAAUCUACUUGAACCAUCAAAUACUCCAAAUUUUUCCUCUAAAAUACCUUAUAAAAUUAAUGAUAUUUCGCCCAUAUCACAUAUUUAUAAUAAUGAAAAUAAUUUCCAAGAUGAUAAAAUUCAUGUUGCAGAGACUAUCAACUUUGCUGAAUUUAAUUAUAUGACAAUGAAAGAAGCCAUAUCAACUCAUCGUGCUACUAAUGGUAAUUUGGAGAUGGCAUUCAAAUGUUUCAAUGCAUAUGCAAAAUUAGGGAAUUUAAUAGCAAAAUACUUUGUUGGUUAUUACCUUUACAAAAAGCUAAUAAAUACUCCUUAUACAGAAGAAGAAAGAGAAAGGCGUGCUGCUCAAUUGUUUAAAGAAGUUGCGGAUGCAAGUGAUGAAGUACCUGAUGCACAAUUAAAAUACGUGUUAUGUUUAUUUAAUGGUAUGGGCGUCGAUAAAAAUUAUUCAGAAGCUGCAAAAUAUUUUAAGAAAGCUGCUGAUAAUGGACUUGUAGUUGGCAUAUAUAAUUUUGGAAAUAUACUUUAUGCUGGCCUUACUGGUGUUAAAGAUGAAGAAUUAG
Molecule: messenger RNA, 2555 nt
Organism: Ambispora leptoticha
Lineage: Eukaryota; Fungi; Glomeromycota; Glomeromycetes; Archaeosporales; Ambisporaceae
Source: the annotation of a GenBank genome assembly